Lytechinus variegatus (green sea urchin) is the source of this 3997-nucleotide messenger RNA. RefSeq names its product syndecan-like. Gene Ontology annotation, biological process: cell migration. Gene Ontology annotation, cellular component: cell surface; membrane. The coding region runs from base 1 to 618 and encodes 205 amino acids. NCBI's taxonomy places the organism in Eukaryota, Metazoa, Echinodermata, Echinoidea, Temnopleuroida, Toxopneustidae. The transcript has 5 exons. The record is from RefSeq and is a predicted model, not a curated record.
AUGGCAUUAGACCAAGUGUGUUAUCUUUUUUUUAUCAUAUGCCAGAAUGGUGAAAUCUACAUUGAUGAUGGAACGGAUAAUGUUCGGGCUCUGCCCGCUGAGAUAAUGGAGGCUAUUGAGGCGAGCGGUGACGGACCAAAUGCCAUUGGUGGCACAACGACAGACGAUGAGGAUCUUAUACCCACAGAGGGAUCAGGAAAUAACCUUGUUGAUCCAGCAGUCUCUUUCUCUCCCACAUCAAAAAUAACGACUAUGAAUAACAAUAUAAACGAGAACGCUGGCGGGAGUGGUGGACCCACAAUUUCAAAUGGCAUUGCACCAAUUUAUGACGAGGAUGGGAAUGUGAGGUAUAAGAAUGGAAAUGAUGCCCUCGGAGCUGAACCCAACGAUGUCAAUGAAGAGCCCCAGAACUUCUUCAAGAUGAUCUUUGAGAAUCCCGCUAUCUUAGCAGGUAUGGUUGGUGCUGUGGUUCUGAUUCUUCUGACAGUUGUUCUUCUCUUCCUCUUUGUCAUCUACCGCAUCAAGAAGAAGGAUGAAGGAAGCUAUUCCCUCGACGAGCCACACAAAGUCAAGGACCCCACAGCAUACUGGAAAGACACUAAAGAGUUCUACGCAUAAAACACUUUCACCUUUUUUCUUUGAAGAGAUUUUUAUUUUAUUCGCGUAUCUUGUUUUGGGAGAAGGCAGGGCAGGGAUAAUGCUCAGGUCGACUCGCCAACAAUUAUGACUCUUUUAUUUCAACGAUCAAAUUUGGAAGAACUCAACAUGAUACAGGCCUGCAUAAACUUCUUUCCAUCACGAACUGACUGACUGGCCUCGAAUUCUAAAUUGUUAUAUGCAAGGGUAUGUUUUGUUUCUUUGAAAGAAAUGAGUAUUUUUGUUUAUACAUCCAACAAAAAGGGGAAUGUCGAAGGUAUUUUUUCUUCAGUGCUUAGGUCUCAGGGUGUUCUAAUUGAGGAAAAGUUAUCCUCUUUUAAUAGUUGUUCAUGUUAUGUUUUAAUCCGUAAUGAUAAAAAGAUACACGUCAUACGGUUUCUUUUUAUCUUAAAUCAUCUUAAGAAAAAAAAUUAUAAUGGGAUCUUGUUGUUGGGUUACAAACAAAAUGCGGAUGAAGAAGCUGGUAAAGGAUUAUUUAAGUUGAAUGGUAUAUUUUCUACAGAAAUUUUGCACUUUUAUGAUGUAUCUUUGCACAAUGUUUUAGCCUUUUGAUUUUUUUUUCUUGAUUGUACUUUAGUUUAUUUUUACCUUGAAAAGAGAAAAUUGUGUACUUAAGACUGAAUUAAAUCUUCCAUGUAAUCUUCAUUUGAAUGAACACUGAAUUGGAUUAUACAUGUAGAUCCAAUCACCCAUUAGGUCAACAGCAUUCAUUCCAAACUUAUGUUUAUUCUCCAGUUAGAAUACAUUUGACACGAUACAUUGUAGAUUCUUUAUAUGAAUUAGAAGUCACUGUUUUCAUUCAGAAUAUCAAAAUAGGAAAUAAAGCAAGAUCUUUCCCAAAAUAAUCUAUGAUACCGUAUAAAAUGGUGAAGCCCGUUUUCAUCCGGAACUCUUUUCUUUCACUUUAUUCUCUUACAUUACUAUGAAAUGUGCCUCCAUCAAAAAAAAAAAAAAACACCAACAAGAGAAAUGUGUAUAUGUAUAAAUGAAGUAUGAUAGAUGAAAUGGCUGUAGACCUCGUCUAGUUAUAUUUGUAUUAGUGAACUCGGUUGUUUGAUGUUUCCUCUAAUAGUUUCAGACCUCCCCGUGUUCAAUCAUGUUGUAUCGAUUGCAUACCAGUCUGUUUGGUGUUUUUAUAAGAAAAAAAUAUCAAUAUUAUUAUCAAGCAUGAAAUAUGGAGUUGUACUUAUUAAUGGCUACUGUGUGUUGAUGAUAAACACAUGGCACUAAAUGUAAGUGUUACCAGUAAGUUAUUGCACUCUCAUUUUUAUACAACAUAGCGAUAGGUUUUACUGCCAGUGGAGAAAUUCAAUUUGUUAGCUUGAUUGUGUGGAUGAACUUAUUUUUAUGGGAUGAAUGAAUUUGCAAGAGUGGUGUACGUAUAUGUUUAUUUUGUCUGGAAGAUUAAACCCAGAUAUACUGAAAAGAAUGGCACAAUUGCAUCUUGACAUUCAAUCAACCCAAAAGGUCACAGUAUUCUGAUUGAUGAAUUUAAGUAGAUAAAAGAUAUAUAAAAGCUCUUUGUUUCACAAUACUACAUGGAUACUAAAAAGAAUUGGAAGAAUAACAACAGAAAUGUCAAUUUUCAGAGUUCCUUUGCAAAUCAAAUCAGAAGAAAGAAAAUGAUGUGAAAAGUUGUGAAAUAUAUUCAUUUUUACAUAUUGUGUUUCUUUUUGUGAGCUAUUUGUAACCUGUAAAACGUAACAUGUGUAAGAAAAUGUUUAUUGUUAAAAAGUGACUCCAAUGUAUUAAACAUUUUUCUCUAAGUUAGUGAUUUACAAAACGCUACACCUAUGAAAUUUGUACAAAGAAUGUAGCAUUUUCUUUAUUCAAUACUUGUAUAAGUUACAUAGCGGGUUUUCCAUGUACGUUAAGAUAUUUAACAGAGUAAUUUUAGAUGCUGAGGCAUAAUACGAUGAGUAUUUGCCAAUGCAAGACUGUAUAUAUGCUUUUAAGCUUGCUUUCUUUUAUUAUUAUUAUAUUGGUGGUAGAAUUUCAUGUAUAUUAUUAACCAAUUUUAAGAACAAAGUUCUACACAUUCAGAGGCGUAGUAUUGAGAGUUAUAGUGAUCUCUAUCUGGUCAUCAUUUUUGUUUAAAUCUCAAAUUCAUAUAGCAAUAUGCGCAAUUUGCACAAUCUACCUGCUUGUUUCAGUUACUCAUAAAAAAUAUUCAAAGACUAUUCAGCUCUAUUUAUACCUCCGAUACUACUCAUUCAUAUGUCUAUUCGACCUUUUUCCUGAAAUCGAUUGACCAUUCUAAAAAAAUACAGAUCCAUUUUAAGUUCAUCAGGCAGGCAGGCUAGCAUGUCUCGUUUGCAUGUUUUACUUGGUUUAUUUUGACCGAUAUGUUAGCUGAAGUUACAUUUUAAACUGAUUUGAGUGAACGUCAUGUGUACAAAAAAAAAGAUGUGUGUAAUUUGUAAUUUGUGUAUGAACAUCAAGAACUAUGCACGAUUUAUGCGACCCUGAAAAUGAAUAGACAAUUAUUUAAUCUUCUAAGUAGUGAGUUCAGUUGUCAGUGAUCAUGUUAGUCGUGAUUUUAAUUUUCAUACAAGUGACUGAACUCGGCCCGUCAAUGUCUAUAUUCAUAAUCAAGAAGAGACAAUCACAAGUCUUCUGAUCCAAAAUUUGAUUAAGAAUUGAUAAUACUUAAUGUUGAUUCCUUCAUUCUUUUGGUAAUAUUCUAAUCUAGUGUAAGAAUAUUGGGUUGUUUGGCAUAAUAGCAUUUCAAAAUAUAUACAAUUAAUGUGAACUUCUCUGAUGAAAGAAAAAGAAAUAAUUCAGUUGUAAUGGUACUUUAAGUCGCUGGCUUGAAUACAAAUUUUUGACAUGAUUUCACAAAAAGUGCAAGCAAAUUCUUUGAAAAGAGGGGAAGGUUAUAAUGUUAUCCUGUAUUGUGAGAUACAACUAUCUUUAUGAAGACUGAAAUUUCUCAAUGUUGGAUAUUUUCUUGUUUGUUUGUGGACCAAAGUUAAUUAAAUGCUGUGAAUUGCUUUCAGUAUCCACAAAAUGCUAUAUAGUAUCAGCAACAGAAUUGCGUCAGCUAAUCAGUUUGCAUGAAAAUAAACUGGGAUCCUUUUUUUUAUCACCAUCUUAAAUUUUAACUUCUUGAUUUUUUUUAAUUGGAAUUUUAAACUGCCUUUCUUAUUUGACAAUAAAUAUAGGAGUAAUCUAGCCUAUCUAAAAUGACUCAAUUUGAAACAAACAUAAGGCAUUUUAGCUUUGAGCAUUGUUAUGUGUUUAUAAUAAUAUAUCACCUUAUUCCCCUCGUCUCCUUUGGUUUUUAUCCCUUUCUUAAAGAUGUCUGCCAUCAAUAAAUUCACCAGCAUUUUUUCAUAAA